CUGCCGACUCGUCUACCACACGCCGAGUCUGUGGCGGCCCACUGCGCCACCGAAAGUGCCAGUCCUCCGUCGCCUCCCAUCUCUCCACCGGGGGUUGUGGCGGUAGGCAAGGGCCGUAUGAAGAUGGGCACCCCAGGAGAGGAGUGCUGUGACGAAGAGUUGGGAGUCACCACGGAGCAGUUGUCUUCGACUGGAAAAACAAAACAAAAUGACAACAACAACAAUGAAGGGGUCUCGAUGAUUAGGAGAAGGCAAAUAUGCAGGCUGAGAAGUAGAACCUUAGAUUCGCCUCGAUCGUUCAAGGCGAAGGAGGGACGGAUAAGCGAAUUUUCUAUUAAUUUCAAUCGAGUAUUACACACACACUCUUCCGAAUCCUCUUGGUUCAACCUUUACUCGUUGAUUAGGUUGUAA
Protopolystoma xenopodis is the source of this 411-nucleotide messenger RNA. The record is from the annotation of a GenBank genome assembly. Lineage: Eukaryota; Metazoa; Platyhelminthes; Monogenea; Polystomatidea; Polystomatidae.